AUGCCAGCAAGCGGGCGUACAAGAAUCUUUUUGCUAUUUUCCCUAUUUUCUAUUGGACUGUUCUCCGAAUGCUUUGCAAGGUAGGUGUUGUUGUCGUAGCAGCCGUAUUAUAAUUGACUGAUUGUGAAGGCUAAUGCCAUAGCGUUUUGAGAGUUUCGAGAAUUUUCUGCAAGCUUUUACCUGCAAGUUUUUUUUCCAAGUGACCUUGCAAUUGCAAGAGAGAGAUAGGCGCGCAAUAACAAAAGACAAGGGUUUGUUGCUGUUGGUUUAUCGGAUUUACAGGUGUCCUUUGCGUGAGUCGUUGGUUUUGAAAAACAUAGAAUGCCUGAAAUCUUGUCAGUCUCAAGAAUUACGGAGGAAAAGCGCCAAAAUAGAAGGAAAUUUUUUCCCGACCACUUUGGAGUUUCGUCCAAGCGAAGUGCCACGACUGAAACUAAAUAUUUUUCGGCCGAAAAUCCUACGAAUUUUUUUUUGUAACAAAGAUUUGGUUUUCGAGAGAGCACACGAAAUGAGGAGAGUGGGACGAGUACUCUGCCGGUAACAUAAAAAUCCAAUUUUUCGUUGGAUUUUUCGAAUUUCGGAUCGUUUAGGCGCUUCGGCCACACACUAAGCAUGUUAGGUACCAACAACAUUUUGGAAGAAUUUUGGCCGACAAAUUUGUAAAAAAUCAACAAAAGUUUAGAGCCUUAUUUUUUACCAGUUAGCAUGCUUGUCUCGUCCAGCAACGAAAAAAGAGAGCCAGAGAUUUCCCGAAACUUCUACUUAUGAAACUCCACAUUUAACCACAAUAAAUGUAUCAUUAUGUCACAUCUAAGUCCUCACGUAUAGCUAUUUAUUUACAAUCUCAUUUUCAGUUUCAUUGAAAUCGACAAAGCCCUAUCGGAUGUGAACCAAAAGAACCGUGAGCUGAACGCAACAAAAGAUGAACAUGGGUUCUUCAGGUUUGUCUCCUCACUUUCUGGAGAGAGGACUCUCCGAUAUCACAAGUUGAAUCCGUCUACUGGCGCUGUGUACAUGAGCAAUUCGUCGUUUGACUAUGCAAAUCACAACGAUCCGUGGCAUUAUUCGGUGAACCAGUUUGGGGAUACGUACCGAACAACCGCUUUGUUGGACUUUUUCAUGGCGAUGAACCCGAUUUACGCGUUUAAGGAGGUGUCAUACCUGCAUUUCCUGUUAAAUAUCUGA
Messenger RNA from Bursaphelenchus xylophilus (pine wood nematode), 1185 nucleotides. The record is from the annotation of a GenBank genome assembly. NCBI's taxonomy places the organism in Eukaryota, Metazoa, Nematoda, Chromadorea, Rhabditida, Aphelenchoididae.